This is a messenger RNA of Scutellospora calospora, 152 nucleotides long. Lineage: Eukaryota; Fungi; Glomeromycota; Glomeromycetes; Diversisporales; Gigasporaceae. The record is from the annotation of a GenBank genome assembly.
AUGACAAAGAAUCCCGAAGAGUUAGAGUUAGAGUUAGGAUUAGGGUUAAGGUUAGGAUUAGAGUUAGAGUUAGAGUUAGGGUUAGAGUUAGGAUUAGGGUUAGAAUUAGAGUUAGAGUUAGAGUUAGGAUUAGGGUUAGAGUUAGGUUUAGG